Cucumis melo (muskmelon) is the source of this 1030-nucleotide messenger RNA. RefSeq names its product heavy metal-associated isoprenylated plant protein 34. The coding region runs from base 342 to 947 and encodes 201 amino acids. Gene Ontology annotation, molecular function: metal ion binding. The record is from RefSeq and is a predicted model, not a curated record. The transcript is spliced from 2 exons. Lineage: Eukaryota; Viridiplantae; Streptophyta; Magnoliopsida; Cucurbitales; Cucurbitaceae.
AUCAGACACAUGCUGAGAGUGAAAAUUGAAACUCCCACAAAUGGUUAAAUUUGAUUUUCACAAAAAAUAGAAAAGAAAAAAAAGAAGAAGAGAGAUUUCAAUUGAUCUGAAAUCUCUAAUCAUAGAAUCUUUCUAUUUAGAUUUCAACAUUUGAAAGAGAGAAAUAUUAGGAGAAAUUGAAGUUGGUGACACUAUCGGUUGAAAAAAUAGUCAACUUGAGAAAAGAUGACACCACCAUCUCUCCUCUUUAUAAUCCCCUUUGUUCUCUUCUCCAUCAAACUGCUGCAAAAACAGAACUUAGAAGAAACCCCUCCCUUGAACCUUUUUAACGAUCUCCAGAAAUGAACUCAAUGGAUUACUCUGUCGCAGAAAUGAGUUGUGUUCUUAAUGCAAGUGUUCAAUGUGAAGCAUGCAAAGCAAAAAUCCAAGAAAUUCUACAAAACAUCUAUGGUUUCUCUCUUUCACUCUCCCCUCCUUAUCUAUUUCUCCUCUUUCCCUCUGUUUCUUAUUUCUUGUUGUUUUUUUUAUUAGGUAUUUACACAAUCACAAUGGAUUCAGAUGAUGGAUCAGUCAGAAUCUGUGGAAGAGUGAAUCCAAGAACAUUCUUGAAAGUAAUUGAAAAAUCAGGCAAACAUGCAGAGGUGAGAAGUAUAAGAUUUGAUGGUGAAGCUGGAGAUAGAAGAUAUUACCCUUCUUUUGGAGAAGAUACUACCAAUCAUUCUUCAUACUCAAACCCUUAUCAUAGCUAUAAUGAACAAUCUCAUUGGUUUGACAGAUCUUACCCCAACCUACAGCGGCCGCAGCCAUAUCCUUGGCAAUUAAUGCUACCACAGCCGCAGCCCCAACCUGUGCCAUGGCCAAUGAUAUGGCCGGGAUGGCCGCAUCCUGAUAAUCAAUACCUUGACGGAAACCAAGAUAACAAUCAGAGAUGUUGUACGGUUAUGUAAGAGUUUUGAAAAAGAUUAAAUGUAGAAACUAUUAAUGAUCACUCAAUAUAUGAAUGCAAUAGUUUCUUCCUUCGUUUCUUGAA